Messenger RNA from Fraxinus pennsylvanica, 363 nucleotides. The record is from the annotation of a GenBank genome assembly. NCBI's taxonomy places the organism in Eukaryota, Viridiplantae, Streptophyta, Magnoliopsida, Lamiales, Oleaceae.
AUGGAUGGAGAAACGAAUGUUGUGGGAGAAUCGUCUAGGUCCAGCCAACUGAAAAGUGAUGCCAGGCCAUUUAGAUAUCCAUAUCCAUCCCCAGAUGAAAGAAUGCUGUUUGCGACUUUUUCCAAUGGUCACCCAGUUAGUAGAGAAGAAAUUUACGACUAUUUUAGUGUGUUAUAUGGGAGCUGCCUCCAGAAGGUUUACGUACACGAGAACAAUGAAUUUGCAAAAAUUUUGUUCACAACAAUGAGUUUGCCUGCUUCAAUAAUGGGGGACCAGGAAGUUGUGCACAUUUCCAUUAAUAACAAACCAGUUUGGCUAAAGAAAUUCAGGCGCCCGGAUAGCAAUAGAAAUCAGACACAGUAG